AUGCGCCUCACCAACAUGCUUCCGUUCACAGAGGCCAUUAUGCAAGCGAAUAUGCCAGAUAAACCUCCCCCAGCCUUAGAACGUUACAGUGGUUCCGACGAUCCUGAUAACCAUCUACGUAAUUUUAUAGAUGCCAUGGCAUUCUAUACUGACAAUGACCCGGUGAUCUGCAGAGCUUUUUCUUUAUCUCUUAAGGACGAAGCCCUGGAAUGGUUCCAUACUCUUCCACGGAAUUCAGUAGAUUGUUUUGCAACAAUCGAAUCCUUAUUCCGAAAGCAGUAUGCGGCCAAUAAGAAACCGGCGAUGACUGUUGCGGAGCUUGUCAAUACCAAGCAGGAAAAAGAUGAGACCCUGAAAGCUUUCAUGCAACGGUACACCGAGACGGCCCGACGCGUGAAGGAUAUCAGUCCCACUUUCAUCAUCAGCAAUCUACCGUCCUGCUUAAGGCCGGGGCAUUUUGCAGAACAAUUAUAUGCUGACCCUCCAGCAUCUAUGGAAGAAUUGCAAUCCACUAUUGCAAAGUUCAUCCGCAUAGAGGACCACCGUAAUUCUAGGUGGAAACAACAUCAGGAUGUCCCCAAUCACGAGGCAAAGAAGCCCGCAAAGCGAUCCACCAACGACUACAAGCCAGACCGCACACCCCGGAAGGAGUCAGGAUGGAUGUCUAAGUACGAUCGUUACACGACCCUCAAUGCACCAAGGGCGAGGGUGCUUGAAGAGGCCUUGCACGCCGAACUCUUGACCGUGCGGCGAAAGGCUACUCCAAAGAACGCUGACAAUAGCAAAGCCUGCCGGUUCCAUAUGAACCAUGGGCACGACACGGAAGAAUGCAACAUGGUGAAGGACGAACUGGAGCGACUCAUCCGUGCAGGCUACCUCCAGAACUACAUCAAGGAUAGAGUCCCCACUAGAACCGCAACCCCUCGCCGAAAGGAUCCUUCUAAGCGAAGUCCCCAACGAUCACCCCCGAGAGAUGAUCGACACCGCAGGCGAUCGUGCAGUCCGCUUCGCCGGACAGAGAGAGAGCGUUCAGUCCGAGGCCGAAUCGACACCAUAUCUGGCGGUUUUACCGGAGGGGGAGGGUCAUCUUUUGCCAGGAAGCGACAUUUGCGACAGUUGAAGUCGGUUCAUAUGGUCGAUCGACAACCUAGGUCGAUCCCUGACAUCACAUUCACGAACACUGACUUCCAUGCACUCGACUCUGAUCAUGAUGAUCCCAUGGUCAUCACUGCUAAUAUAGCUUGGUAUGAUGUCAGCAAGGUCCUCGUCGAUCAGGGAAGUUCGGUCAACAUUUUGUAUUGGUCCACCUUCCAGAAGAUGGACCUAUUUGAGGACCUCAUCGCCCCGUUUAACGAACAAAUCGUAGGAUUCUCAGGAGAAAGAGUAGACACCAGAGGGUACCUUGACCUGCGAACUCGGUUAGGAACAAGUCGGGAGGCACCUGAACUUAGAGUUCGAUUCCUGUUGGUCGAAGCAAAUACAUCGUACAACGCCUUGCUCGGACGACCUUGUCUGAAUGCGUUUGGGGCAAUAGUGUCUACCCCCACCUCGCCAUGA
Messenger RNA from Vigna umbellata (rice bean), 1557 nucleotides. RefSeq lists its product as uncharacterized. NCBI's taxonomy places the organism in Eukaryota, Viridiplantae, Streptophyta, Magnoliopsida, Fabales, Fabaceae. The record is from RefSeq and is a predicted model, not a curated record.